Molecule: messenger RNA, 2582 nt
Organism: Eleginops maclovinus (Patagonian blennie)
Lineage: Eukaryota; Metazoa; Chordata; Actinopteri; Perciformes; Eleginopidae
Gene: rbbp8
Product: retinoblastoma binding protein 8
Exons: 20
Coding region: 77-2377 (766 amino acids)
Biological process (GO): DNA repair; DNA double-strand break processing involved in repair via single-strand annealing
Molecular function (GO): damaged DNA binding
Source: RefSeq, a predicted model, not a curated record
GACGAGAUACGACAGGGGCAGCCAUUUUGGCAGUCAUCGCGGCAGUAAAUUGACAGGCACUGGCAGACUGUCAAGGAUGGUGGAUAACUGCUGUGCACCAGGUUGCACAAAUAGGCGUGGGAAAAAGAAAGGUGUAUCGUAUUAUCGCAUUCCUAAAGACGCGGAGAGGAGGGAGAAGUGGAUUGGAGCGAUUAAAAGAGCCAGGAGCCUUCAGAAAAAGACUGAAAGAUGGGACCCCCCGGCCGUUGGCUUUCGCUUAUGCAGUGAUCACUUCAUAUCAGGGAGAAAGAGUGAUAAUCCGUUGAGUCCGGAUUUUAUCCCCUCAAUUUUCGAUUACCUUCCAUCUCCAGAGAAGAGGAGACAUAAAACGAGACUGGAGGUUUUUAACAGAAGGCAGAAGGCUAAACUGCACAAAGUAGAGCAGGCAAAGAUAUCUGCAGAAGCCAUCCGUCAAAGCAGUGAAUGGAGGAUGAGCAGCCCGGGACAGAGCAGAGGGACAUCAGCUGACCUCUUUGAAGACUUAUGGAAACAGCUUAGAGAGUGCCACCAGAAUGCAUUUCAAGAACUUGAGACAAAAGUGAGCAAGUUGAAAAAGGAGCGAUACUUAGAUGCUCAGAGACUUGAGGUGUUUCACAGUCGCACCCAGCAGCUAAAGGAGCAAAACAAAACCCUCCAGGAUGCCAUCAUUCUGCUGGAGGAAAAGCUCCAUGCAGGAGGGUGUGAUCGUUGUGCCAGCUUAGAGGAGGACAUGAAAAAUAACCAGGAUCAGAAUAUUCGACUCCUCGGCAAACUCAAGAAUGAAAACAAAAGCCUCGAGGAUGAUAAGAGAAAACUACGUGCUGAACUGCAGAAAUUAAAGGUUUCUUGUUCAGCGCCCGAGCAGAUCACAUCCCCAGAACAAGAGGAAGGUAUCAUCCCAGACUCACCGAUCCUGCCAAGCACGCUGCCUGUAACAAACAAACUCAAGAAACGAAAAUGCAUUGACAAAAUGAAGCACGUACGCUAUGCAGAGAGGCCUCUACCACAGGCUAACAACUCGCUCUUCAGCGCACUGGAUAAGGAGCAUGUUGAUGCAACGAAGAAUCCUGGAAGAGCACAAGUUCUUGUACCCAACACAUGUGAACUGGACACAACAGAAAUAUCAAAUGAUGUGAAUUUAAAUCUGGAAGACGCUAUAGCAGAAACCUGCGGCCUUGAACUUAUUAACAAGCCUUACCGGAAAAAAGAGACAACUGCAGGCCAGAAAAGCAGCUCAAAAUCUCCCUUGAAGUAUGCCAUUCAUUCAAACCCAGACUCCACCUCAGAAAGGUCUCCGUCGCUUCUCCCACGUGUCAAAAGGUUUUCUGGGGAGGGCUCCGUUAACAAAGCAAAACGGAAAAAGGAGGAACGUUUUCUGCAACAGGAGGACAAACAAGUAAACCAGGAAGGGGCCGACACACAGAACGGAGGCAAACGAACUUCCACGCCUUUACGCAACCAAAGCUUUAAGCAGGGGCUGCAUGACGGCAAGUCUGCACAAAGUGGGUCUUCCAACCACAAGCCAAGUGUUUCCUGUUUGAGUCCUGCUUUCAAGAAGCCAAAUGUUAAAGGAGAAGAAAACAAGAACAGUGUUGGAAGGAAUGGAAAAGCUCAGCAGGAUCCGAAUGCCUCACACAACCAACAUGGAGGAGAAGAUGGUAAAAGGAGGAUUAAAGUGGAGCCCAUGUGGAGCAUGGAUCCUGCUCUCGUCCCAUCCAUGUAUGACAGUGAGUGGAGAGGGGAUGAGCCAAAGGAAGAAGAAGAGGAGUGUCCUGCAGAUACUGACCGCACUUGGGUCAGUCACAGCCUUCUCCAACGCCGGGGAGAAAAUGUUCAGGACAGCAAAAACAGUGUGUCUGGACCGGGAGAGAAGGCAAAUGACAGUUUGGUUAUGAUGUUUGACACCACAGCUUGCGGGGAGUACAACUCACACUUAGACCAGAGCCAGCCCUGUGGUGGCGAUGAUGAAGAGGAGGACGAUGAUCCUCAUGAAACCACUAUGAGCCAAAUCAGCAGACGCAGAGCCCGAGGUCCAGCGUUUGCACACUUGGCUGUGGUCCGCAAGAAAGACGAGAGAAGAAAACUGAAGGGCACUACCUGCAAGGAAUGUGACAUUUAUUACGCCCAUCUCCCAGGAGAGGAAAAGGAAAAGAAGUUAUCAGCAUGCUCGAGGCACCGGUUUCUGUACAUUCCUCCUUGUACUCCUGAAAACUUCUGGGAAGUUGGAUUCCCAUCAACUCAAACCUGCAUUGACAGAGGUUAUAUAAAUGAAGAGAAGAAUCCCCAGGCUCGUACUCGGAGAAGACAACCCUACAAUGCUUUAUUCUCCCCCCUAAAGCUAAACCAGGAAGAAAGCUAAAAAACUAAAGUGUGUUUUUGAAAAAGGCUCAUCACGUCUGUUUCAUACAGUGAUCUUACUCAGAAAGUUGACACCUUGUUAUCUUUUGUUGUUCCAUUUAAAUUCUUUAAUGCAGGUGUUUUCUGUAUGUCUGACUGACCUAUGUUUAUUGGAGAUUCAGAUAGUGACAGAGUUUGCUUUGGGUAAAUAAAAAUGACUAAUGUUC